Molecule: messenger RNA, 990 nt
Organism: Penicillium samsonianum
Lineage: Eukaryota; Fungi; Ascomycota; Eurotiomycetes; Eurotiales; Aspergillaceae
Exons: 5
Coding region: 1-990 (329 amino acids)
Source: RefSeq, a predicted model, not a curated record
AUGGCUCCCUUUUCUGGGGAUGGUGUGCUAUGGUUAUGCCUAGGCGUCUCUCUGUUUUUUGCCAUACGCGGUAUCGCCACAGACCUCCGCCAAGUCGUUGAUCUGACAGAAAUCAAACAUGUUGAGAAGGAAGACAAGAUCAUUAGCGAGGGAACAGAAGAAGCUCUCAAGUUAGACACCCUCUUGAAGCUUUCUCAAAGCACGAGCCAUGACCUCCGAGCUGCGGCCCUGCGCAUCAUUUCAGAACGUUCUACCAAGGGAGAUACUCGUGACUUGCUAUUGGAGGAGCUGGAAUCCAGGAACAAAGUUCACCAACGGCGAGCUCUGAAUGCAUUGAAUUUCUUGGUUUCCAACCGAGCCCUCACUAGAACCUCGAUCUGCACUCGACUCGCCGACGUACCCACCUUUACCGCCAUUAUCAACUGUCUUUGCAACUUAUUAGAAGAACACGUGGAGAAGACAUCUACGACCAAUUCGCCCAUUUUGCCAAAGACACGGCCGAUGGGAGAGAAGAAGGCGCUGAAUAUUCUGAAUGUCUUGUUGCCAGAGAACAUACCCGACGCAUUGGAAGCGGGGAUCAUCAGCCGAUGGCUCUGCAGAUAUCCAUUUCCGUGUGCAAUAGCCGAGCCUUCUCGUCGGCGGGAUGUGGUGAUCCUCAUGAAAACAUGGUGGUCGGAUGACGUAGUCAUGAGCGCGAUCUUCAGCUCCCUUUCCUCGCACCCGGAUGGGAUUAAGCAGCUGCGGAAACAUGGACUGAUGGGCAGCAUGAUUGAAGAAAAUGACCACGACGAGGAUGACGCGGACAGCGAUGUGUGGAUGGUAGAUGCGGGUGAGGCAGGAGGCUCUUUUGGACGAACUCCUUCGCGUAGACAUCAGGAGGGGAGUGCCGAAGAUCAAGCGCUUCGGCGACGCAGGAGAGAAGCUAUGGUCUUGAGCGACGGUGGACGGCCAAUUGGAAAUGACGACAUAAUCCAACGACCUAUUGAUUGA